Peromyscus maniculatus bairdii (prairie deer mouse) is the source of this 5285-nucleotide messenger RNA. The record is from RefSeq and is a predicted model, not a curated record. NCBI's taxonomy places the organism in Eukaryota, Metazoa, Chordata, Mammalia, Rodentia, Cricetidae.
GGCGGGGCCUGCGUCACGGGGCGGGGCCGGCAGCGUCUGGUAUCUUAGCAACAGCUACUGCCUUUCCGUUACUUUGUCUCAAGAGCUGUUACAGCUCGCACUUCUGGGACUGUCCAGGAUAGACAUGGAGGGCCUGAUGUUAAAAGCAAGCAACCUCUUUGCAUCAGAGGGUGACAGCUUGGUUACGGACACAGACUUGUAUGAUCAGGACAUCUAUGACGUCCCAGAUCCUGGGGUGCUCUCGGAAAGAAAUGACUUGGGUCUGGCGGAGGCACCAGAGGACCUACAGCUCUUUACAAGUUCCCAGAGGUGGCGGAAAAUGACGCUGCAUUCCCGCGCCCGACAGCUGUGGCUGCACCUACGUGCAUACCUCCACGACAUUGUGGAAAAGGAGAAGAGAGCAGAGCUGCGGGUCACUCGAAUGACACACGGGCUGGAGCCACUGCGUCGUCUGGAGGUGGCGGCUGGACUGCGCUCAGUAGCGCAGGACCCAGUGGGUGGACGCUUCCUGAUACUCGAUGGUGCAGGUUACCUGCAUCAGCAUACCAAAGAUGGCUGGGCCCAGGCGAAGCUGGAGGCUCCGGUGGUGCUGAACGGGCUGGUGACUGUGCCGGGCCCUCUGGGAGAAGUGGGCCGCUUUGUAGGCUGGGGCCCAGCCGGACUGACCAUAUUAGGGCAAGACUUCCGCCCGCUCUGGGUGAGCAAGGCACUGAACCAGGAGUCUUUUUGUUGCUUACCAGUGCCCAGCCGGGGACUGUUGCUUGUGGCCCAGGCGGGAGGCAGCGUGGAGCUCUGGAAGUUCCGAUCGGGUGGUCGCCGCCUGGUGUCCUGUGGCUCACCUUUGCAACCACCGCCAGGCUUGUCCGGCUCUCUCAAGCGGCUGGCUCUGGGGCCGGAAGCUGACCACGGCACCCGGCAUUGCUUUGCUGCCUAUGGCUCGGCGGUGCUCACUUUUGAUCUGGACUCCUGGACUCUAAGUAAUGUGUGCCAGGAUCUGCAUAAAACCAUCAUCUCGGACUUGGAGUACUGUGAGGAGGUAGAAGCCAUGGUGACAGCUUCCCGGGACAGUACUGUGAAGGUGUGGGAGGCUGACUGGCAGAUCCGGAUGGUAUUCGUGGGCCACACAGGCCCGGUGACAGCUAUGACAGUGCUCCGGAACAGCUCACUGGUAGUGUCCGCCUCGCAGGACGGGACGCUUCGCACAUGGGACCUGAGGGCCGCGGCUCAGGUGGGAGAGGUAUCACUGGGUUGCUGGAACCGAGACAUACUCUCUGAGAGAGUGAGCCAUCUGCUGGCUCCUGCAGGUCCUGGCUGGCCGGUGCUCUCUCUGUGCUCAAAGAGCGUGGAGCUGUGGCGGGUGUGUGACAUCUAUCUGCCCUUAGCACAGCUCUCAGCGCCGGUGCUCCAUAUACAGGUGGCGCCAGCGCUCCCGGCACCCGUGGAGCCGGCUCUGCCCUCUCGCCUUGUCUGCGCCUGUGCAGAUGGGUCAGUCUACCUGGUGUCAGCUACCACGGGACGAACUGUGAGCUCACUGCUGCUGGAUCCGGACGACUGUGCAGCUGGGGUGGUUUAUUGUUUGUCUCGAGAAGCGCUGUGGGUGUUGACGCGCUCCGGGCACCUCGUGCGGGCCAAUGCAGCACGCUGCCCUAUGGUGGUAACACACCGCCGGAGUCCGCUUCCACUGCCGGCAGCACAGCCCUGCUGCCUGCACCUCUACAGCCAUCUCACAGACCCCCGCAGCGCGUAUGCUUGCUGGCAGAUUGUGCACCAGAAUCAGGGCGACAUGCUCCGCAGUGCCAUUGCCUGGGCCUGGAAAAAUAAGAACAGGUUCUUACCGAUGAUGGGGUACUCAGACGGCACACUGUCUGUACUGGAUUGGCGCACAUCACAGACCAUCUUCUCCACAGAAGCACAUAUCCCAGGUCCAGUGACUGCUAUUGGGUCCACCUGGAAUAGCAUAGUGACUUCAGGUGGCGAUCUGACAGUCAAGAUGUGGCGUGUAUUCCCAUACGCGGAGGAGUGCCUGAGUUUGCUACAUACCUUCUCCUGUUGCCACCCGGUGGUAAUGCUCUGUACUCUGGGCAAGCGAUUCAUGGUAGGCUUUGAGGACCCGGAGAGCGCCACCUAUGGCCUGGUGCAGUUUGGCCUCGGUGACAAAAUGCGCUUUGACCACCGGCCACAGGACGACCCUAUGGACCACAUCACUGGCCUGUGCUGCUGCCCCACCCUCAAGCUAUACGCCUGCUCCAGCCUGGACUGCACCAUCCGAAUCUGGACCUGGGAGAACCGCCUGCUGAGGCUCCUGCAGCUGGAUGGUCCUCCUCAGAGCCUGGCCUUCUCCAACAACAGUGGAGACCUGGUACUCGCACUAGGUUCCCGCCUCUGCCUGGUGUCCCACGAGCUCUACCUGCCUACGUCCUAUCUGGUUAAGAAAUUCUGUCAGAAGACCCCUGAUGUGGUGAAUGACCCUCCGCUGCCACUCACCGGCUGGAAGUCCCUGACAACCUCCCAGCUGCAAAGGCUUGCCAGUCUACAAGGAGCAGCCAACCUCAGUGUGCCCUUGCCCUUCACCCAACAGCAAACAGCAACACUUCAGCAGCCAGUGUCGAAGGAGGACUUGAAGGAUAUCAUAGCCCGGGAUCAAGACCUUCAAGAACUGAGGCAAGGAAUGGUAGCCCCAGCAGCUCGGCCCCAACUCUCCUGGAAGCUGCGUGAGGAGGCCUUUGACAAUUACUUACAUCUGAUCUACGGUUGUGACCUGCUGGACAUAAAAUCUGCAAGGGAAUCCCUGCAGUGGGGCGCUGCGGGCCCCACCACAGAGUCCCAGGACACGGGCACCCAGAUCAGAGCCGCCAUCAGUGGUGCGCAGGUUACCUUUAGCGAUGAGGUUCAGCCAGUGGGCCCACCUGCAGCCUUCCAAACCCCAGGAGCCCCAGGCAGGCGCUUUGUCCGCCCUCCCCGAGUCUCCUUGCCUCUUCCACCUAUUCACCGGGCGGUGCAUAGCCAGGCAUCCCAGCUUCUAGCACGUUCCUCCCUGAGCUAUGAGCUGGGCCUUAGUUUGGAUCUGCAGGUGCAGUAUGAUCAGUUUGGAGGAGAGAGCAUGGACCUGAGCACAUCACCUUACUACCUGCAGCGGAGGGUUCCCCUGCUGCUGCACAGAAGGCCCCAAGAACCUCUCUCAAAUGUAGGGGGCUUCUUUCCUGCCACCAUACAGCCCUACAAGCAACGCACCCAUUCCAUCCAUUUUCCUGGCUGUGUGCCCAACUCGGUGAUACUGCAGCAGAUGUGGUUGCAUGCAGAGGUCAGCCGCCUUGGCUCCCUAGCAGAACUCGCUACCCCAAGCCGAUUCAAGCCAUCCAGAAGGCGGGGUGACCAGUGGCUAAAGCGCAGAAAGCAUUCUACUGGCAGGUGGCGAAAGAAACUGAUGUACUGGCUUUACAGGUCACGUAAGAAAGGGGGAGACGAGAGUGAUGACGAGGAGGAGGAGGAGGAGGACGAGCUGGAGCUUGAAUGGGCCUCCUCUUCCCCAACUUCUGAGGAGCAGCCAGAACCCUGGGAGCCAGACACUCAAAUCUCCAAGAGCGUGACCAAAAAACCUCACCGUGAUGUCUCCAAGUCCAAGACUCACUUGGCUUCCCGUCCUCAACGCCGUGUGCGCUCACUCUGGGAAGAGCGCUAUGGGCAUUUGCCCAGGUUCCUGCAUUAUUUUGUUAUCCAGAACUGGUUCAAAAAGCUGUUCCCUAUCUUUACCCUGGAGGUUAGGAGACUCGGGGACGCCCGGGCUUGGGGUGGGGGAGAAGAGAAGGCGGGGGCUAGUCUGCAUGCAGAGUGGAGUUGGGGAUGGGCAGGGCUUCAGCAAGUCUUCCCACAGGCCUAUCCAGAGAUGGGUACCAUAGAGGGCUUGGCCUCGACGUUUGUGGACUUCCUGCCGCAGGCUUCCUGGGCAGAACGAGUGAGUAUUCUAAAUGCCCUAAUGAGGCUGUUUCCUGAUAUAAGCAAUGAACUUCGCAGCCGGCUGCAGGCCAAGCUCUUGUACUUGCUCAACCAAGACCAGCCCCCUAGCCUGCAGGACAAGACGCAGAAGCAGUUCGUGAUGAUGGCGCUGCAGUUGCUCCUAGCCUGCAGCCUGGAGGCCCUUGAUGUGGUGUUGGAGAUCAUGUCCUUCUACCUCUAUGCUCCAGCCGAUUGUCAGCAAGACUUCAAGAAUCUACUGGAGAGGCUGGGCCUCCAGGACACACAGGGUAUCCUGUACAAGGAGAUGACAGCCUGGGCUGAGAACGCCAACUUUGACUCCAAGGCCACGAUACGGACAUACUGUCAUCAGAAGCUUGAGGAAAUUAUCCUCCAGAUGAAUAGCUUGGAGCAGUCUAUAGCCAGUGUUUCUAUAGAGCCUCCCAGGGAGGGCUCCUCCCAAGCCUCCCUCAUCUCUGCGGCACCCUUGCCUGCCUUGAGCACCUCUUGGAUACCCUCACGGGCAUCGGAAUUGUCCUUGCGCAUUCACGAGCUGAUGGUGCCUUCGCCUGUGCCUUCGCCUGUGGGGCCGGUGGGGUCCACCCAAGAACUCCAGCUUGCAAACAUAAAGGCGUAUUCACGCAUCCGGCCAACCAAAAGAGUACUCGCGGAUGCGCUGCUGGCCCUCUCUUCUGUGUCUGAGGACUACCUGAGUGUCCCCGUGCCUGCUGCACUAAGUAGAGGGCCACUGCCAUCGGAGGCCACACCGCCACUAGAGGAAAAGGCGCAUCUGGAAGACACAGAAUGGGCACGCUUUCAGAUAGUGGACCUGUUCCACAUUGAUGCGCUUAAUUUCUUCUGUGAGAAGCACCGGGCACAGCAGCAGAGCUUGAUGGAGGAGGAGGAGCACCUACGGGUCUCACCUCUAGGCCCGCUAGGGCCCAAUAUUGUGGUGCGGCCGCCCCGGGAUCGAUGGCUCUAUCCCAUUCUUCGGCUGCAGGAGACCAAACACAGCUUUGGGAGGUUUCUCAGGGGUCACAGGCUGUACCGCCAGGGCCCAGCUCCUGAUGGCCCCCUCCGGGUGCUGAAGCUGCCACUGCCACGGGUGGAGUUACAGCCUUUUCCCCCAGGUUGGCCUGCGCCCCCACGGGCGCUGCCCCCACUGCUCAUGCAGCCCACUCUGCAACGCUACUUCCUGUUCGAAGACACAAACCCGGACACCUAUAGUUGACCCGGGGGACAGACAGUCAAGGCUCCAUGGCCAACGCCCAGUCCUACCACCUUGGCAAAUCACAGUACCAUGUUUGGUCUAAAUUAAAAUAUAUAUACAUAUA